Messenger RNA from Venustampulla echinocandica, 678 nucleotides. RefSeq lists its product as uncharacterized. NCBI's taxonomy places the organism in Eukaryota, Fungi, Ascomycota, Leotiomycetes, Helotiales, Pleuroascaceae. The record is from RefSeq and is a predicted model, not a curated record. The transcript is spliced from 4 exons. Bases 1 to 678 code for a protein of 225 amino acids.
AUGCUUGCAAUCCUCCCCGUUUUCGCUCUUGUGGCUACGGCCUUGGCUGCUCCAGCACCAGAGAACCCGAUUCUUGGAAUUACUGUCGGAUCCCCAGCGGCCCCAGCUGCAACACCGAGUGGCGCGCCAAACCCAUCCCAGGUUACUAUCAACUCCAUCACUUAUGGUGGAACUGGCUGCCCACAGGGAUCCGUAGGAUCUUAUAUCUCCCCAGACCGUUUGACCUUCACCCUCAUCUUCGACUCCUUCAUGGCAUCCAUCGGCCCUGGUGUCCCCAUUACAUCGAGCCGCGCAAACUGCCAGCUUAACAUUAACCUGCAAUACCCAUCUGGCUUCCAAUACAGUGUUCUGGACACCCAAUUCCGUGGAUAUGCUGAUCUUGGAGCAGGAGUGACCGGCGUGCAGUCUGCAACCUACUAUUUCUCCGGAUCUGCCACCCAGGCAUCUACCUCUACUACCUUCAAGGGCCCAAUAUCCAGCGAUUAUCUGGUUGAGGAUGCUAUCCCAUUCACGUCAACCAUCUGGUCUCCUUGCGGAGCCGCUCUUCCGCUCAAUAUCAACUCCCAAGUCCGCUUGACUUCCACCAACUCCGCCUCUUCCGGUCUCCUCACACAGGACUCCGUCGAUGGGAAGGUUUCGUUCGUCGUCGGCGUCCAAUGGCAGACUUGCAAGCCAUAA